AUGGCUUCUCCGGAGCGGCUUGCAGCAGAUGCGGGGGGCAAACACUCUGAUCCUCCCCACGUCCUCGACCGAGCUUCCAUCGCCCCGCAUGUCCGCAAGCCGGGCGGAUCAACAGGAGGAGCGCUCCCAGGGGAGGCCGGCUGUAACCCGACCCGCGGCUGCCACGGCCGGUGUCUUUCAGCACCAAGGACGGCGCCGCGCAAGGGGGGCGCGGAGCUAAAACUCGGUCACCUCGGCGAGGAGAAAGUCCGAGUUUGUUGCGACGAGGAGUUAGAGACAUCUUUCACCUACAUUGAUGAGAAUGUUAACCUGCGACUGGCCAGCCCGGAGACCAGUUGCAGGAGCGCUCACAGAGCCGUGCGCAACGGCGAGCCGUGCUCCGAGACCCUACCGGAGCUUUCCUUCAUGUCCGAGGAGGAUCUCUCCUUCGGGGAGGGCUCGGGAAGUUCUAUAGACUACGGGUUUAUCAGUGCAGUCACGUUCUUGGUGACUGGGAUCUCGUUGGUGAUCAUCUCCUACGCAGUGCCCCGGGAUGUGGUGGUGGACCGUGACAGCGUGUCAGCGAGGGAGAUGGAGAGGCUGGAGAUGGAGAGUGCCCGGAUAGGUGCCCACCUGGAUCGGUGCGUCAUAGCGGGACUGUGCCUGCUCACGCUGGGCGGCGUGGUGCUCUCCACGCUGCUAAUGGUCUCCAUGUGGAAGGGGGAAAUGUACCGGAGAAAGGUCAUCGCUUACUCCAAGCGCUCCGCCAAACUGUACGGCUCUAUCAGCCUGAAAACUAGAUCCAGUCCCAGCCUAUCAUCCGCGCACUUGUCCCCGGAGGAGGAAACUUUUACCUAAAGCUGCUUUGCAUAUAAACCUUCUGUGUAUAACCGAGGAAUAUAUGUCACUCACACACAUUCUCUAACAUAUCAUAACGUAUAACUGUAUCAUACAUUCAAAAUGUAAGUUGCAACAUUUUUGUCCUGUAGAAAAAUCGAUCAAGUGUUCUAUCAUGUAUCCACUGGCAGGCAGAAUGGACAAGAAAAGCACUCUGGUGACAAGGGAGCAAUAGGCAGACGAACACUAUGGGGUGUCAAGCUGUGCCCAAAUGAUUUAAAAUGGCACCACACCAUAAAAAUGACUGUUAACAGCUUUGUGUCACAAACACUGGUUCAUGGCUUUUUUUUUUUUUUAUUGUACCCAGGAUGCAAUCUCUGAGAGCUUCCGUUCAUUAUUAAGGCUAUUCAUAUUUAAUGUGAAUGUUCCCAACAGCAGAAUCGUGCACGGACACAUUUCAGGAAGUAAGGGAAGUGCGUGUCCCCGGGGGCCAGGAGAGUGGGAGUAAGGAGGGAUUUAUAGCUGUCCCUGUCCACUGUGAUGCGGGCGAAUCAGCUCAGUGGUCCACAUGGUAAUAUCCAGUGACAGUCCCUCUCUGGUGCAGUGCUGAGGUAAGCCAGUAAGCCUGGCGUCAGGCAUCCGAGCCAAAGCUCCACGUUGGUUUGAUUGUACUGAGCAAUGUGACUGCAUUCGACCGUGCUUACACGCACUGUACACCGACCCCGGCUCUCCGUUGAUCCUCUCUGCUCCUCUUUCCCUUCACCCUCCCUAGUCCUCUCUGCCACAGGAGACCUUUUUUCCCCUCCUGCAGAGCCUCAUUACUCUCUUCAACCUCUGAACACUAUACGUGAGUGGAACGGGUCCUGGACGACCGCAACCAAGUGCCUGUGACAUUUCAAGGUUGAUCAGCCUUCCCUUAACAGUCUCCUUUUCUCUUUCUGUCUCUCUCUGCGUGAAGAUGGACUUAGAGACACCUAGUCACACAUAAAAGAGUUGCCCUAAUUCCAAAACCUUAAGCUUCCAUUACUUCAAAGGGGCAAAUUAUCUCCCCAAAGUGAGGUAUCAUUCUUUUUAAAAGGUUAUAUUUGAUGUUAUCAUGGUGAUUUGCUGACCAAAAAAUUUGCAGGUGCCACAAAGAGUUUAAGAAAAAAGGAUUAUCAUGUGCAAACUUGCUAAAAAUGUUAAUGCCCUAAUGAUCAGACAAGUCAGAGACCAAUCUCCUUUUCUUUGAGGAGUUGAGGAAGAUUUUACUUUCUGUCUAAACUUAAGUCCAUGUGUGAGCAACCCUCUCUUUCUCCCUGAUGGUUAUUAAUGCAUUCUGAAGAGGCCUGCAGAAAAGGAUCAAGAACGCCAUGCAAUUCUCUCGAAAAACAGUCAUUUUUUUCGCGUAGGCUAUCCUGUAAGGCUUAUAAAUCAUGCAUGAACCAUUGGAUUUCAUUCAUAUUUGCAUAUAUUCAUAUACACUGCCAAACGGUGCAUCCGCAAGACAUGUGCUAAUGAUUCUUAUGCAAUGUCACUCUGUUACCUUGGUUUCUUGUCCUUUCAUUUUCAAAGCUGUGUGACCCUGUUUCAAGGCUUACAUUCACUACGACGUGAGUCAGCCUGCCUUAAUGAGAUGCGUAGGCUGAUUACUCAAUGGUAAACAGCUCCAGGCCAUUCUGUUGCUGUGCUUUCAUUGAGUUCCAUUGCUCCUGUGUAUACUGUCACUGCAUAUACAUGUGUUAUAAGUGCCAGUCAGUGCACAGACGGAUGUGCCAGUGUUUGAUGUGAAAAGACUGGAUCACUGCAGUCUCAUAACCUAUUCAGGCAGAAUUAUCAUUCAAAAAACCAUUUGUUACAGCAAUGGAAUAAUGCAAGUCUGUGUAACUACAGCUUUUCAUUUUCUCUGUCUGUGACCCUGAAAAACAACCAUUACAUUUCAAAAUGGCAAUAAAAUGCCAAAAGAGGAGAUUUCCAGG
Messenger RNA from Xiphias gladius (swordfish), 2774 nucleotides. Its product is annotated as transmembrane protein 74. The record is from RefSeq and is a predicted model, not a curated record. The coding region runs from base 1 to 837 and encodes 278 amino acids. NCBI's taxonomy places the organism in Eukaryota, Metazoa, Chordata, Actinopteri, Istiophoriformes, Xiphiidae. The transcript has a single exon.